CCCUACCCCGUCGACUCUCCCCCAAACCCUUAAAAGCCAAUCCUUUCUCUCUCUACUUCUACCUCUUUCUCUCUCCCACCGCCGCUGUGCGCCUCCUCUCUGCCCCGCGAUUCCUCGCCCUCUCGUGCUCUCCCCGUCUCGAUUCCCCAGCGAGGUUUGAUUGCGCCUGCUUGUAGAAAGCAGGCACCACUAAACAUUUCUUGGGAUCAUGGCGACCUUUGCAAAGCCUGAAAACGCUUUGAAGCGUGCAGAGGAAUUGAUAAAUGUUGGACAGAAGCAAGCUGCCCUACAGGCACUUCAUGAUCUUAUCACGUCGAAAAGGUACAGAACCUGGCAGAAGACCCUGGAAAGGAUAAUGUUUAAAUAUGUAGAACUCUGUGUGGACAUGAGGCGAGGGAGAUUUGCGAAGGAUGGGCUUAUUCAGUACCGAAUUGUUUGCCAACAAGUCAACGUGAGCUCUUUGGAGGAGGUGAUAAAGCAUUUUAUGCAGCUUUCCACGGAAAAAGCUGAACAAGCUAGAAGCCAAGCACAAGCCCUAGAAGAUGCCUUGGAUGUAGAGGAUUUGGAAGCUGAUCAGAGGCCUGAGGACUUGAUGCUUAGCUAUGUCAGUGGGGAGAAAGGAAAGGAUCGAUCCGAUAGGGAGCUUGUGACGCCAUGGUUCAAAUUCUUGUGGGAGACAUACAGAACGGUGCUUGAAAUCCUCCGUAACAAUUCAAAGCUGGAAGCACUUUAUGCAAUGACUGCACAUCGGGCUUUCCAAUUUUGUAAACAGUACAAGCGAACUACUGAAUUUCGCAGACUAUGUGAAAUAAUGAGGAACCAUCUUGCUAAUUUAAACAAACACCGUGAUCAAAGAGACCGUCCUGAUCUGACAGCGCCUGAGAGCUUGCAGUUUUACUUGGAUACAAGAGUAGAGCAACUCAAAAUUGCGACAGAUCUUGAGCUAUGGCAGGAAGCCUUCCGUUCUGCGGAGGAUAUACAUGGCUUAAUGAGCAUGGUGAAGAAAACUCCGAAGCCAUCAAUGAUGGUCGUAUAUUAUGCAAAGCUAACAGAGAUAUUCUGGGUUUCAGAUAGCCAUCUUUAUCAUGCAUACGCAUGGCUUAAGCUCUUCGGUUUGCAAAAGAGCUACAACAAGAAUUUAUCUCAAAAGGAUUUGCAGCUGAUAGCAUCCUCUGUUUUAUUAGCUGCGAUUUCUGUGGUACCAUUUGACCACAAGUAUGGUGCAUCCCAUCUGGAACUUGAAAAUCAGAAAGAACGUAAUUUGCGAAUGGCCAGCCUUAUUAACUUUUCUCUUGAACCUAAACGAGAGAGCAGAGAAGUGCUUUCACGGUCAUCACUUCUCUCAGAUUUGAUCACUAAAGGUGUGAUGUCAUGUGCCUCCCAAGAAGUGAAGGAUCUGUACAAUCUCUUAGAAAAUGAAUUCUACCCACUGGAUCUUGCGUCGAAAGUUCAGCCAUUGCUUGCUAAGAUAUCCAAACUUGGGGGCAAGCUUUCAUCAGCCUCUUCUGUUCCAGAAGUUCAACUUUCCCAGUAUGUCCCUGCAUUGGAGAAACUUACCGCUUUGAGAGUACUACAACAGGUGUCUCAGGUGUUUCAAUCUGUGAAAAUUGAGAAGCUAUCAAAGAUGAUCCCUUUCUUUGACUUCACAGUUCUGGAGAAAAUUGCAGUUAAUGCAGUUAAAUAUAACUUUGUACCUAUGAAAGUCGAUCAUCUAAAGGGCGCAGUUCUUUUUGGUAACGUGGACAUUGAAUCCGAUAGGCUUUCUGGUCACCUUACAAUGCUUGCUGAUUCUCUUAAUAAAGCAAGGCAUCUUAUUUAUCCGCCUGUGAAGAGGCAAUCAAAACUCGGCGAGAGCUUGUACAAUUUGUCCGAAGUAGUAGAAAAGGAACAUAGGAGGCUUCUCGCACGAAAGUCCAUUAUUGAGAAGCGCAAGGAAGAGCAUGAACGCCAGAUGUUGGAAAUGGAAAGGGAGGAAGAGUCUAAGAGACUGAAGCUUCAAAAGAUAACAGAGGAGGCCGAGCAGAAGAGACUUGCUACUGAGUAUUCACGAAGGGAGGAGCAGAGGAUCCGUCGGGAAAUAGAGGAGAGAGAACUCCAAGAAGCUCAGGCCUUACUUCUGGAAACUGAAAAGCGUGCUAAGAAGAAGGGGAAAAAGCCUCUCCUUGAAGGGGAAAAGAUUACAAAGCAAACCCUCAUGGAGUUGGCUUUGAGCGAGCAACUGAAGGAACGUCAAGAGAUGGAAAAGAAACUUCAGAAACUUGCAAAGACAAUGGACUACUUAGAACGGGCAAAGAGAGAAGAAGAGGCCCCACUGAUCGAGCAUGCAUUCCAACAGCGAUUGGUGGAGGAGAAAAUCCUUCAUGAGCAAGAACAAUUGAGAGAGAUCGAGCUUAGUAGGCAGCACCAUGCAGGUGACUUGCAGGAAAAGAACAGGCUCUCGAGAAUGUUGGAACAUAAGAAUAUUUUACAAGAAGGGAUUGCUAGCCGCCGCGAGGCGGAGUUUAACCGGCUUAAGAAAGAGAGGGAGGAUCGGAUCAACCAAUUAAUUGCAAUGAGAAAGCAGGAGAGGGAGAAGAAACGGAAAUUGCUCUACUUCAUCAAGUCAGAAAAUGAGCGACUAACGAAGUUGCAUGAAGAGGAGGAAAGACGGAAGCACGAAGAGGAGGAACGGAGGAAGAAGGAAGAAUCCGAACGCAAGGCUAAGUUGGACGCCAUUGCGGAGAGGCAGAGGCAGAGGGAGAUUGAACUGGAAGAGAAGGAAAGGCUUAGAAGAGAAGCUCUCCUGGGCCGUGCAUCUGAGCCGGUGGUCCGUCCUGCCGACCCCAUCCCUGGGCCACAAGCUUUGCAGCCCAUCCCUGCUGCUGCAGCCGCCUCUGCUGCGGCUGCGGCCGCUGCUGCCCCUGCUGCUGCUCCUGCUGCCCCUGCCGCUGCAAGUUCGGGAAGAUAUGUCCCGAGGUUCAAGCGCGCCGGGACUGAGGCCCAAAAAGCUGUGUCCUCUCCCGAGCCCGAUAGGUGGGGCAGGCAAGAUGAUCGGCCUCCCCAACCCAGCGAUAGGUGGCGGAGCGAUGACCGCCGCCCAUCAUUUGGGGGUGGUGGCGGGUCGAGAUUGUCGUCGUCCUCCUCAUCCUCUUGGUCUUCGUCGAGGAAUCGUGGGUGAUUUUGAUGGUGUGCUUCUAUCAAUGGCCGUGUUUUUUGUAAGAGCGGACUUAUAAUUGUGCUGUGUUAAUCUAGAGGAGGUUUGUUUUAUUCUUAGAUCUGUUUUCUGUCUGCCUAAGUGGUUAUGAAAUUUUUGAAGUUUGGGACAUUCCGAAAUUUGUAGUAUGACUUAUGAUUAUGAAUUUUGGGAGACUUGUCUCGGCCUUAAUUUAUGCUUCAGCUAAAAUCAAGCUUGGUCAAUGUGUUUUCCUUUU
This is a messenger RNA of Ananas comosus (pineapple), 3410 nucleotides long. Its product is annotated as eukaryotic translation initiation factor 3 subunit A. Lineage: Eukaryota; Viridiplantae; Streptophyta; Magnoliopsida; Poales; Bromeliaceae. Gene Ontology annotation, cellular component: multi-eIF complex; eukaryotic translation initiation factor 3 complex, eIF3m; eukaryotic translation initiation factor 3 complex, eIF3e. Bases 209 to 3157 code for a protein of 982 amino acids. Gene Ontology annotation, molecular function: translation initiation factor activity; mRNA binding. Gene Ontology annotation, biological process: formation of cytoplasmic translation initiation complex; translation reinitiation. The record is from RefSeq and is a predicted model, not a curated record. The transcript has 14 exons.